This is a messenger RNA of Cylindrotheca closterium, 927 nucleotides long. Lineage: Eukaryota; Bacillariophyta; Bacillariophyceae; Bacillariales; Bacillariaceae. The record is from the annotation of a GenBank genome assembly.
AUGAGCAACAAUUCCAUCAGCGACGUGGAUGAAAAGUCUGAUGCCAAUGCCAUGAGUGGCAAGAAGAUACUUCUGGAGGACUUCUCCAAUCCAACGAACAAAUGGACUGUUAUGAAUGAUCCAGUGAUGGGCGGAGAAUCUUACAGUAGCCUUGAAAUCACAGAGGAUGGAAUUGCCAAGUUCACAGGAAAAUGCGCCAUUGUUCCGAAGCUGAGCGCACCAGGCUUUAUUACCAUGGAAACAGGCAGCCAAUUCUACCAAAAACCGGCAAAAUUUGCAGAUAUUAGCACCUGUGAAGGCUUCGAAUUCGAGAUCAAAACUAAUACGGAAUAUAACGGAUAUCGAGUGAGCUUUGGCAAAGCCCAUGUGAAGGGGGGACGCUUUGCCUAUGGGUAUAAAGCGCCAUUGGCGUUGGAAGAUAUGCCUGCAGUAGGAGAGUUCGGAACUGUGAUGAUUCCAUUCAAGAAAUUUAGCGAUAAAUGGAACGAUGCCACCGGGGAUAUUACCGUGGAGUGUUCGGAUGAUCCAUCCUACUGCCCAUCAGAACAAUGGUUGAAGCGAAUGGAAACAAUGUCAUUCUGGGGUGAAGGCAUUGAGGGUAUGGUCGAUUUGGAAGUGAAGACAAUUUCGGCCUUUGGAUGCGACGCGAGCGCUACUGGAAUUGCCGAGGAACCACCCAUGCUUCAAUCGGAGAUCCAUACGAUUGGCUCGAAUCCAUUCUAUUUGGGUUUUACAAUGAUGAUUACACUUCUAUUGGUGUGCGUUCUUAGCUGCGUCUGCUGCUGCUACCACCGCCGAAGAGCGCAAACUCAAAGGUACAACAAAGCCGUAGACCAGCUUGGUGAUAUGACUCUGGAGGGGGCCGUGUAUCGGGACGACGAUUUUGAGGAUCAAUUCGAAGAUGAAAAUGAUCUUGAAUUGUCGUAG